CUUUAAAUUAGCCACUUCUGCUUUAUAAAAAUGUGUAGAAAAACAGAUGCAGGUAUUAAUCUGGCUUUGCAACUGCACUUGAAAUAUAAGAGCCUCUCCCCCAUUUCUUGUUCUUCUUACUCUUCUAUUGAGAAGCAAAGCUCUCAUAGAUUAGAUGGCUGACCCUGUUAUCUCUCUUGUUGUUGAGAGAACUGGUGAUCUGCUGAUUCAAAAAAUUGUUUUCCUGAAAGGUGUUCGAGGCCAAGUUGAGAGACUUCAAAAUGAUCUGGUCCGGAUGCAGUGUUUCCUGAAAGAUGCUGAUCAGAGGCAAGAUGAAGAUGCGAGGAUCCGCAACUGGGUUUCUGAAAUCAGAGCUGCUGCCUACGAUGCGGAGGAUAUCAUUGAGAUCUUUGCCAACAAAAUUGAAAGUAUAAGAGAUAAGGGAUUUGUGACUAGAUUGGCAUAUUGUCCCUGGCGGAUUGUGAGCCUUAACAAGAUCGGUAGAGAGAUUGGGUCCUUACAGACAAGGCUCGAUAACAUAGCCGCUAGCCGCGAAAAGUUUGGUAUCAAAAAUCUUGGAGAGGGAACGAGUACACAUGGAGAAGAGCUUCAACGGCUCCGGCGGUCCUCUCCUCUCAGCGAGGACAAGGAUAUUGUGGGCUUCGAGGAGAUGACAAAAUCCCUGGUGACAGAACUCUUGAAAGAGGACAGAAACCGCCGCGUGGUUUCAAUCAUUGGCAUGGGAGGUGCUGGUAAGACAACUCUAGCCAAAAAAGUUUAUAACCAUGUUGACCUCAUGACUAGAUUCAACUGCCGUGCUUGGGUAUGCGUCUCUUCAAGCUACAAUCACAAAGAGACGCUGAGGACAAUCAUAAAGCAAUUACAUCCGAUGACUAAUGAGCUACUUGACAUGUUGGAAAAGAUGCAGGAGCAGGACUUGGAACAAAGGCUCUAUCAAGAUCUACAAGAUAAACGUUAUCUUGUGGUACUUGAUGAUGUAUGGGAGGAAGAAGCGUGGGAUUGUCUAGUCAGGAAUGCCUUUCCUGAUAGUAGCACAUCAAGUAAAUUGCUACUUACAAGUCGCAAUCGGGAUGUUGCCAUACACGCAGAUGCUCUUAGCAUCCCGCAUGAGCUGAAAACAUUGGGGAAGGAGGAUAGCUGGCAGUUGUUUCUCAGAAAGGCCUUAGCCCACGGGGAUAAUGCUGGGUGUCCUCCAGAUUUGGAAGAAGUAGGCAGAGAGAUUGUAAGGAGAUGUGAUGGUCUGCCACUGGCCAUCACAGUUGUAGGUGGGCUGCUACUGGGCAAGAAAGAGUUGAAGAGUGAAUGGGAGAAAGUUCUCAACAGCUUCAACAGAAACCUCUCAAGGAGCCAGAGUGGAGUAUCGGCAAUUCUGGAAUUAAGUUAUGCAGAUCUUCCUCCCAAUCUGAAAUUUUGCUUUUUGUAUUUGGGUUUGUUUCCCGAAGCCUCCGUGAUUUCUGUGCCCAAGUUGAUCCAUAUGUGGGUUGCAGAGGGAAUAAUGCAGAACAGAGAUGCAGAAAAUUUGGAGGAAACUGCAGCAUAUGAUGACGUGGAACGACUUUGUGGCAGGAAUAUGGUCCAGGUGGUGGAAACGACUGUUGAUGCGAGGAUUAAAAGGUGCAGAGUCCAUGAUUUACUGCGAGAGCUUGCAAUCAGGAAGGCAGAGGAUGAAAAUUUUUUUCAGAUCCAUGACACCAGUGAUGGUAAAAUAUCAGCCAAAUCCAGGGAAGACAUUAGUCUUAGUUUCAAAAGUUUCAGAAAGCUUAGGAUGCUAGACCUCGAGAAUGUUAGGAUGGGUAAUUUGCCAAAAGAAAUUGGUGAAGUCAGGCUUCUAAGAUACCUCGGUUUAAGAGGCACAUCCAUUCGAGGGCUCCCUCAUUCCUUCGGUUGCUUGCGAUACCUACAAACUCUUGACAUACGGAACUUAGAGCCAGUGACAGUUUCUGAUUUCAUUUGGAAGCUUGAAAGUUUACGGCAUCUAUAUGCGUAUGAUAUUGAAUGUGAUGUGCCUCUUAAGAUUGAAGGAUUGAGGAAUCUCCAAACUCUGUCCCGCAUACGCUUUGAUGACAUUAUGCACAAUAACAUGAUAACUCUGACAAGUCUUCAGAAACUGGGGAUUUGGGUGGAUGACAGGUCAGAAAUAGACAAACUCUGCAUGCAUUUAUCUGAGGUUGGAAGUCUGAAGACGUUACAUCUUUAUUGUAAUACAGAAAGCGAGUGGCCAUCUCUAGAUGGACUGUCUAAGCUCCAUCAUGUAACAGAGCUCAAGCUAUCCGGGAGCGCUUUGACAAUGCUGCCUCCUGAUUUCCCUCCAAAUCUCUCUCGCUUGUCUUUGAAACACACAGAUCUCACGGAUGACCCAAUGCCAGUACUAGAGAAGUUGGGACAGCUGUCAUUCCUCAAAAUGAAAGAUGCAUACAAGGGACCGCAGCUAGUCAUUUCUAGGCAUGGGUUUCACCAAUUGAAAUUCCUUGAGCUCAACAGCCUAUCUGGUUUGGAGGAAAUACAGGGGGAGGAAGGUGCAUUGCUACAGCUCCGGUGCCUGAGAAUCAGGAAGUGCCGCGAAUUACGGAAAUUGCCGGAAUUGCCGCCUACAUGUACUCUUGAUGUAAUUCAUGAGUGGGAUCCUUCGGUGGGUCUGCUACUGCUUCCACUGGUUGUUCCACUGGUUCCACUACUCUUGUGCCAUAUCAUGUAGUGAUUAAUAAAAUUAUUUCAGGU
Coffea arabica (coffee) is the source of this 2718-nucleotide messenger RNA. Lineage: Eukaryota; Viridiplantae; Streptophyta; Magnoliopsida; Gentianales; Rubiaceae. The record is from RefSeq and is a predicted model, not a curated record.